AUGAAGCUGCUACUAGUGCUAAUGGCUGUGGCCACAGCGCAGAUAGUGCCCAACACUAUCCCUACGAACACAAAUACGAACACUAAUGCGAUCAAUACCAACGCAAUUAAUACCAACAUCAACAACAAUGGGUCUUACUCAAUAUCGUCGUCGAUAUCUAGUGUGUCGUCAGUGCAAUCGAUAAGCUCUUUCAGCUCUUUUAGCUCGCUGUCGAGCUCUUCAAGCUCAUCGAUAGCCUCUGUCCCUACUUUAUCGGUGCUACCAACAUCAAGCAACUCAUCGACGAUAUCAUCGACGUCGCUAUCCUCUUCUUCAUCGUCAUCUGCAUCUUCAUCGUUGUCAUCGUCGUCAUCUUCUAUUUCGUCCUCGUCCUCGUCAUCGUCUUCAUCUACUACAUCAUCUACUUCGUCAUCGUCAUCGUCAUCGUCAUCGUCCUCAUCAUCGUCCUCCUCCUCCUCAUCGUCUUCCUCUACUAUUACCACACCUACAACUACAGAGAAUCCUACCAUCACUAGUAUUAUUGAAGGUAAGACAAUUUUGUCGGAUCUAUACACUACAAUUACUUACACACCAACAGCGACCCAUGGAGCCAACAAUAAAAAAGUUCACCACGGACUUUCCAAGAAGAACCGUAACAUUGUGAUAGGUUGCGUUGUAGGUAUCGGUGUUCCGCUCAUUGUGCUGACACUAUUCCUGCUCUAUGUAUUCUGUAUUCGCUCGCCAAAGACAGACUUCAUCAACUCUGAUGGUAAAGUGAUCACAGCUUACCGUCCUAACAAGAUAACCAAGUGGUGGAAUGCACUGAUGGGCAGAGAGAUAACAGAGGAGUACCAGUCGAAGUCCCCACUUGGGGGCGAGGCUUCUGACUUCGAGGACUCCGAGCUGGCUUACGCGGACGACGACGACGAGUCCCUCUCUUAUGGUGCAAGCAACAUGGAUAGCCGACAACCGAACAGAAACAACUCUGGAGCUAGCCACCCAACAAGAUCUAAUAACCUCAUCAUGGAGGAAGAUAGAUUCUACGAUGAACACGGCAACGAAUUGACAACUACCAAUUACUGA
Messenger RNA from Nakaseomyces glabratus, 1062 nucleotides. It is a transcript of the gene MID2, whose product is annotated as Mid2p. NCBI's taxonomy places the organism in Eukaryota, Fungi, Ascomycota, Saccharomycetes, Saccharomycetales, Saccharomycetaceae. The record is from RefSeq and is a predicted model, not a curated record.